GCUCGUAAACUGUUGUUGUUGUUCCGCGUUCGCCUCUUGGACGACGAGUCGCAACUUUGACCGAAUAGCCUGCUUGACGAAAAUCGAGAAACAACUUGAUGAUUGGAAUGAAUUUACUUGCAUUCUUUGUUUUGGCUGUACAAAUAUACAGCGUGACGCCUGUCAUUCACACGCUCAAUUAUUUCACGACGGCCUCUCAAGUUGCAAAGCUACCAGAUUACUGGGAGGCCGCGUAUGUUGACGGCGUUCAGAUUCUGCACUUUGACAGCCACCACAGGAAAGCAAAAGCCAAACAAGACUGGGUGGACAAAAUCACACAAGAUGAUCCGCACUACUGGGAGAGAGAGACGGCGGGCAGUAUUCAGAAUGAGCAGGUCUUCAAAGUCGACAUUGAAACCGCUAAAAAGCGCUUCAACCAAACUGGAGGUGUUCACAUGUUUCAGGUGAUGGUAGGCUGUGAAUGGAAUGAUGAGACUGGGGAGGUUGAUGGUUGGCUGCACCACAGUUACGAUGGAGAAGACUUCUUAUCAUUUGAGCUGAAGACGAUGCGCUUGAUCGCAGCACAUCCGCAAGCUUCCAUCACCAAACUCAAGUGGGACCAAGACGGCGGAUAUUAUCAAUACAAUAAGAAUUACUUCACUGAGGAGUGUCCUUUAUGGUUGAAGAAGCACGUGAGCAACGGGAGGGAGUUCCUGACCAGAACCGAGCUUCCCACGGUGUCUCUCCUGCAGAAGACGCCUUCCUCUCCAAUCACCUGCCACGCCACGGGUUUCUACCCCAGGACGUCGGACCUCUUUUGGAGGAAGGACGGCCAGGAGAUCCACGAGGACGUGGAGAUGGGGGAGACCCUCCCCAACCACGACGGAACCUUCCAGACCACGGCCGACCUGAAAGUGGAGCUGACGCCCGCCGCGGAGGGCCGCUACGAAUGCGUGUUCAAACUGGAUGGCGUCCGGGAGGAGAUGGUCACCAAGCUGUACGCCAGAAGCAUCCUGAGCAACAUGCGCAUCCAGGAAGAGGAAGACAGGAAGAAGACGGUGGCCAUCGCUGUCCCGCUGGUGGUCCUGGCUCUGGUGGCGAUGGCGGUGGCGGCGGGGGUAUUCCUGGCCAAGCGUCCUAAAAGCCAACAAGCCAAUUACGCUCCAGCUUCCAGCGCCUCAUCUUCUUGAAUGAACCCCACUAAGGUUGAAGGGAUGUCUUCUUUUUUCGGGUGCCACGCUUGAUUGAAUCAUCGCAUUCCAACUGUAUGAACUAUUUGGAAGUUUUUCUUAUUUCAAAUUGAAAUGCAACAUAGUUUUUCAAGUACAGUGAAUUCUAAUUGUUUUUACUUCACUAGUUCUUCCAAAUACCGCUAGAGGGAGCCAACAAACCACAAGUGAUAUCCGCAUCACACGUUGCUUUUUUUUUUUAAGUGCUUUUUUGUGAUCAAUUUGAUACAAGUUUGAGUAUCAUUGUAAAAGUGUUUGAAAUGAGGUUUCUGGCCACUGAAUUUUCACUUGUGGAUAUAUAAUUUAGCAAGUGUAAGCAAAAAGACAAGAUCAACUCUGGACAUGAUCUUCACCCUGAGACAGCUGCAGGAGAAGUGCAGAGAACAACAUAAACCUCUCUACAUGGCCUUCGUUGACCUUACCAAGGCUUUUGACCUGGUGAGCAUGAGCGGCCUUUUCCAAAUGGUGGAACGGAUAGGUUGCCCGCCAAAACUCGUCAGCAUCCUCCAGUCCUUCCACACUGACAUGAAAGGUACUGUUCAGUACGAUGGGUGCACUUCUGAGUCCUUUAACAUCCGCUGUGGUGUCAAACAGGGAUGCGUUUUGGCACCCACUCUGUUUGGGAUAUUCUUCUCUCUCCUCCUGCGCCAAGCCUUCGGAACAUCAACUGAGGGAGUUUACUUACACACCAGGACAGACGGCAAGCUAUUCAACCUAUCCCUACUGAGAGCAAAAACCAAGAUCAGGUCGUAUGCCAAAAGACAUCUUAUAUGCAGAGCUAAAAUCAGGCAAAAGGCAAGUAGGCCGCCCACUGCUCCGCUAAAAGGAUGUCUGCAAAGAAGACCUCAAAUCCUUCAACAUCAACCCAGGCAUCUGGGAAGACGUCGCCCAGGAUCGCCACAAAUGGCAACAGGCUCUCCGAAACGGGCUGCAGACCUACGAAAUCACCCUGGCUCAACAUCGAGAAACGAAAAGGAAGUUGAGGAAGCAGCAAGCCACCAUGCCCCCACCUCCACUGGAUCCGGCUCACAUCUGUAACAUCUGUGGAUGUGUCGGUCUCUCACGGAUAGGACUCACCAGCCACAGCAGACGCUGUGCAAAGAACACCUAGACACAAGAAAUCUAUGGUCUUUCGAGACUGUGAUGCCGAUGAUUGAACCAAAAAAUGUAUGAUAAAGAAUACGUCUUCUUUCAAGA
Messenger RNA from Syngnathus typhle (broad-nosed pipefish), 2405 nucleotides. Its product is annotated as BOLA class I histocompatibility antigen, alpha chain BL3-6-like. NCBI's taxonomy places the organism in Eukaryota, Metazoa, Chordata, Actinopteri, Syngnathiformes, Syngnathidae. The record is from RefSeq and is a predicted model, not a curated record. Gene Ontology annotation, cellular component: external side of plasma membrane. The transcript has 7 exons. Bases 99 to 1169 code for a protein of 356 amino acids. Gene Ontology annotation, biological process: immune response.